AUGAACUACACAGUCAUGCUGAAGAUUAUCGUAGUGUUAUUUUUUUGCUAUUCAACAUGUGCCCUGGAUGCGGGGAUUGAUGUGGAUGCGGCGCCGAAGGUGGAUGUGAGGCUGUCGUUGGGCUGGAUCCGAGGCUACGAAUUCAAGGCCAAAGAGGGAACCGCCAAUGUGUUCAAGGUAGGCGAGGCGCAGAGUCGACAGUCCUUCAGGAAAGUCGCUGAAGUGAAUUCGGCUACAUGCACUGUUCGAAAACAAAAGUUCACUAGAUUGCACCGUGCAAUAGGCUUUUUUCGGCGGGCGCACACGUGCGGGCAACCACUUUGCGGGCAACCAGUUUGCGGGCAAAUCUUUUGCGGGCAGCCACUUUGCGGGCAGCUGACAUUUGCGGCCAGCACCGGCAUUUGCGGGCAGCCUGGGACAUUUGCGGGCAAGGUCGACAGUUGCGGGCAGCCUGGAAGAUUUGCGGGCAGCCGACAUUUGCGGGCAACCGGCACUUGAGGAUAACAAGGUGGAGGUGGAAAAAUUACUUCGAUAUUUUGGAAAUUUUCCGACAUUUGCGGGCAGCCGACAUUUGCGGGCAACCGGCACUUGAGGAUAACAAGGUGGAGGUGGAAAAAUGACUUCGAUAUUUUGGAAAUUUUCCGACAUUUGCGGGCAGGCUAUACUUACGGGAAACCGACAUUUGCGGGCAACAGUUCCAAAAGUUCCUAUACAGUCUGUGUGAUUGUUUUUUCCUGUUGCCCGCAAAUGUCGGUUGCCCGCAAGUGUCGGCUGCCCGCAAAUGUCGGCAAAUUUCCAAAAUAUCGAAGUAAUAUUUCCACCUCCACCCUGUAACCCUCAGGUGCCGGUUGCCCGCAAAUGUCGGCUGCCCGCAAGUGUCGGUUGCCCGCAAGUGUCCCAGGCUGCCCGCAAGUCUCUCAGCUGCCCGCAAAUGUUUCAGCUGCCCGCAAAUGUGACCCCCAAAUUUUGCCCGCAAAGUGGUUGCCCGCAAAAAAUUUGCCCGCAAACUGGUUGCCCGCAAAGUGGUUGCCCGCAAGUGUCGCGACGCCCUUUUUUCCGGCUGUCGCUUGCAUCCUGACUUUUUAUGCACAGUGCAAGUCGCUAGAAUCAUUUCAGCGGCUUUGCGAACGGAUUUAGAUGAUGGGCGGUUCCAAGGCAAAUCCAUGUCUUUAACUUUUUGCGAAGAAAAUAUGUAUUUAUUGUGACGUGUAUCGUCGUACUUGAAAAUUUUUAUUAAUUUUUAUUGCUGUUCUCUCACUGUAGUUAUACCCGAGAGUAAAAACACCAGAAAACCGAGCCGCUAAAAGUGCAGACGUGGGCGAUUUGUUGCCUGGCUGUCCAUAGCGUCUGGUUCGGAGCAAAAAAAAACAACAAGGCUUAUUCGGGGAUAAAACAGUGAAAAUAAACCUUGCAAGCCUUACCAAAACGAAGGAACUCGGAUAUGAACAAAAAGUGGAGAUUGCAGCGCUAAAAGCUGAAAGCGCAACGGGCGGCACGACGCUUGCGAGCAACCACUUUUCGAGCAACCAGAAUUUAUCAAGUACAACUACGGUAAAUGCCGGAUUCUACCGUAAUCUACGUACUAUUACCGAAAAUUUUCAUUGACCCCGUGGUACUUAUAAGCAUACGGAUCUAUUGAAUCCAUCCACCGCUUUCAAAGUUAUCGUAGGGGACCUGAUCCAGCGGCAAAAAACGUACCAUUUUGUAUCCGGGAAGUAUGAAAAAUGUGGCAAAAUUCUUCCCUCUCCAAGUUUGUUUUCAAAAAAUGUUUUAUGAACUUCUAAAAAUGGCUGGUUAACCUUAUGGUAACUUUUCAAGCCCCUUGUACACCUGGAAACUCAUAUAAUUAGCAACAUCUAACUGCCAAAUUUAUCGGUAGAAUUUCUGGCUGUAAGCAAAUGUUGGUUUUCCAAAAAUGCCGGCAGAAAAGUUUCCUUUCUUCUACCCGCAAAGUGGUUGCCCGCAAGUGUGGCCUCGUCAUCCAGAGUUUCCCUUGUAAAGUCAUCAUUUUUUCAGCGAGUCCCAUACAUUUCCCCACCCAUCGGAGGCCUGCGCUUCCACAGCCCAGUUCCAGCCAAGUCCUGGGAAGGGAUCCUGGAUGCCACACAGCCCGCCUUGGCGUGUCCACAAAACACAACGGACAUGGACAAGUAUACGUGGGCCGCCGUAAAAGAUCAAAGCGAGGACUGUGUGUACUUAAAUAUUUAUGCGGACAACCGUUGCAAUGUGAGUGAAAAAAUGAACCGAAUUGAAUUUUGAUGCGCCUACCGUAAUUUUGAUGAUUUCUAACCGCUUCUUUGCGCACCAUUUAGGCCGAAAACCCUUGUCCAGUCCUCUUUUAUCUUCAUGGCGGUGGAAAUACUUUCGACAGUCCGAGAAUGUUCAAUGACUCGUUGAUUGUCGAGAAUUUCGCGUCGCAUGGAGUGGUUUGGGUGUUGCCGUCGUAUCGGCUUGGCAUUCUUGGCUGGAUGGACAUUGGCGAGAGCACGGUUGAUGCGCCGUAUAAUGCGGGACUGCUGGGUAAGUAUCGGUCUGUCGGGAAAAUAAUGUGGAUUCGUUGCGAUUGGAAAUUUGGCGCUACUGCUGCGAUGCAAGAUAUUUUGCUGCGACAAAUCCACAUUAUUUUCCCGACAUACUGACAGAUAAUUUGUCGGGAAAGUAAUGAGCACUCUGUCGCAUCGAAAAUCGCAUCGACGCCGAGAAAAUGAAUUGUAUCGCGACAAAAUUAAAUUCUUUUCAAUUCAGCGACACGAUCAGCGACAUUGUGCUCAUUAUUUUCCCGACAGACCGAUAUUUGAAAUUUUCAGAUGUCAUCGCGGCCCUUCGCUGGACCCAACGAGAAAUCGUCGCGUUCGGAGGCAACAACCGCGACAUUGUGCUGCUGGGCCAUAGUUCUGGGGCCCACCUGGCCUCGUUGGUCUUGUCCAGCCCCGCAGUGGAGGAGAACGCAUUUAGUCGGGCAUUUAUCAUGAGUCCAGGUGGGCGAGUUUUGGACCACGUGAACAGGCCGAGAAGCACAUUCAUCGCCGAAAAAGUGGGCGUAAGUUGAAUUAAUGCAGCAAUGUGCAAAAAACUGAACACUUCUGGCAACAUUUUUACAGAAACCCCGUAUAUUAGAAGUUUCAUAAAGUGCACGGACAUUUUUUUGCUGUUUUCAGUGCAUUUUCGACGACAAGCUAGAGUUCCUCAACUUUACGCAACGCGUCUCUUGCUUGCGUUCCAAGCCCUUUCGUGAGCUCAUACUUGCCGCCCUACCCUUGCAAGACAAACGGCCUGAGGAUAUGUUGGGGCCACAAGUCGAUGGGUACAGCAUGACUCAACGGAAUCUCUUUGAUCUGGCCCGACAGUGGAGGGCAAGUUGUUGUUUAUUUAUCGACAAAAAGUCUUGUUUCAGCCAAUCAAACUGUUCUUGGGAGUGAUGUCCUACGAAGGUGAUUUCGACGUGGGAUACCUGGACAAGGACGUCUGUCACACCUACGUGCCCUACGUUUGUCCCGGACGUUUGGCGGAGUGUGAGUUGAAGUGUCGCAAAGUGUUCGGAGCGCCCCACAAAAUCCCGAUCGGAGGGACGUUUAUUCAGGCAUUCACCUGGCUCGUUGGGCACAUCAACACCAACAAAGGCGGAGAGUCUUACUAUCAGGUGUUCGACCAGUAUCAUGCCGACGUUCAUGCCGAGGAGCUGACGUUCGCAUUUGGGUUGCAUGCAAACAGAAAGUUUCAUGCCAGGAACAUUGGACAUCAAAUGCAGAAGCGGUUCUUCCCCAAACUGCUGCUGAGGUUUAUAUUGAACCAAACGUUGGUUGAAGGUAGGUUGACAUAUUCUAGUUUUUUGAGACUUAUUGAAACUUGAUUUGGUGACAAAAAUUGCGUUAGAAGGCAUCAAAAUUCUAGUUGUCAGUCGGCCGGGAAGAUACAGCGGCGGACCUGAUCCAGUUGGCCAAAAACGUACCAUUUUGCAUCUGGGAAGUCUCAAAAAUGCAGCAAAAUACCUCCCUCUCCAAGUGAAAAAAGAACUCCGAUUUCAAAAACGCGCCCAAUCUUUUUGUGAGAGAAAGGGCGCGCAGUUCAAAGCGGAGUUUUUUUUAGUUGGAGAGGGAGCCAUUUUGCCACAUUGUUGAGAAUUCCCGGAUGCUGUGGUGUAUGAUCAAACGUAGAUAGGUAGGUGGAAUAGACACAAGUUUAGAGUAAGGUUUAUUUAGACCACCGCACACGAAGGAAGAGAAAUGAGAUUGAUCUUCUUAUUGGUGACGAGACAUAGUUUUUAUAUGACUUGGUUUAUGCUAAUUUCUGUGGGAAUUGUGGAGGCUUUUGAGGGUCCACAACAGAUGCAAAAUGAUACGUUUUUUGCCGCUGGAUCAUUCCCUCACUGUAGGGUCGUCGCGCUUUGGAAUUUCCCAUCAUUUAUUUGUGUUGGCUAGCCGCAGCUGGAGAUUUGAUUCUCGAUUGCACUCUUUUUUCGGUCAAGGGAUGGUUUAUACGAUGAAAAAUGUUUUUGAUAGAGAAGUACAAGAAGUGCGACGCUUAGGUUCCCUUUAAUCUUUUGAAUACACUUCGGGCAAUGACCACAUAUAGCCUUUGCUUGCAAAAAAACGGUAGCAGUAAAGCCGAAAAAUUUUUAUUUUGUGGCUGUCAGUCUGCCGGGAAAAUAAUGUGGACUCGCCUUGGAAUCGCCCAUUAUCGCUGGCUAGUCGCGGCUGGAAAUUCUAUGCGCGGCUGCGACUAGGUGAGACAUUUUUUUGCGAUGAAUCCACAUUAUUUUCCCGACGACAUGAUAAGACAUUUGAAUAAACUGCAUGUCCCUUCAAAACAUUCUAGGCUGGGAGCCAAUGGAUCUGCAGGGCCGCAACUACUUCUACAACAACUUCAAAGCCAUUGGAGACCCGGACAAUUACACAGUCGUCAUAAAGCCGCACUACGUCAAAGGCGAGAUCUAUCAUCAGGCGGCGGUCGACUUCUGGUGGAGGGACUUGGCCGAGCUGCACAAACAUGACCCUCGCCAUCUGCAUUCAACACCCCCACCGCCUGCGCCAUCUCCGGUUGUUGUGGAGACCACCGGCGUUCCCUGGUACAUAUUCUUGAUCGUGAUCGUGAUUGCGUUGGUGCUGGCGUUGGCGUUGCUGGUUAUUGUUGGGGUUUCGUUCGUUUGGAAGGCGAGACGGGUGUAUAAAAGUGGUAAAGAGAUGAAGGUGACAGAGAAAGGUGAUGGAACCAAUGCCUCAGGCGCUGCGGAGCGCAAUGAUGUAUAA
This is a messenger RNA of Bursaphelenchus xylophilus (pine wood nematode), 5246 nucleotides long. The record is from the annotation of a GenBank genome assembly. NCBI's taxonomy places the organism in Eukaryota, Metazoa, Nematoda, Chromadorea, Rhabditida, Aphelenchoididae.